Messenger RNA from Ectocarpus siliculosus, 1300 nucleotides. The record is from the annotation of a GenBank genome assembly. Lineage: Eukaryota; Phaeophyceae; Ectocarpales; Ectocarpaceae.
UUGCAAGCUGACAGAGGGCGAAGCGGAGUACGGGAUAAAGUAAACAUAGGCGCAAUGUCGAUGUUUCGACAGGUGCUUUCGAGAGAUCCGGGUCAACCUCCAUCCGGCAUUCAAGGAAACGCCUGUGCAAUAGGUUGGAGCUGCGAAGGGAGACUAGCCACGGCAACCACGUCAGGCGAGGUUCUCUUGGCAGACGUGGACAGUCACGGCAACGCCAGGGUCAAGUCAAGCUUUGUGGCGCAUGGGUCGAAGGACGGAACCGAGGCGCUCGCGUGGCACCCUUCAGACAGGAACCAACUGGCGACCUGCUCAGUCGACAAGUCCUUAAAGGUAUGGGAUGUGCGAUCGACGAACAGAGCGGUCCAGGAGCACACCUCCGACGGGGAGAACCUCAACGUCAACUACAGUCCCGAUGGCCACUACAUCGCCAUGGGGAGCUCCAAGAAAGAAAGGAACACGGAAACGGACAUCCUCGGCAUCUACGACAUGCGCACCAAGAAAAAACUAAAAUCGGUGAAAUUCACCAUCCUAGCGCACGACUAUAAGUGGUCACCGAACGGGGAAUACCUCAUCAACGCGACCGAAACGGGUUCAAUAGAUGUGAUGGCGUUCGGGUCAACGAAGCCCUUGUCUCGUGUACGGUCGACCAAACUCGCCCACACGGCGCCGUGCAAAGCGCUUGCUAUCGACCCGUUCAACAGGUACUUGGCGAGCGGCGGGGACGACGGGCUGGUGUCGCUCUGGGAGCUGGACGACUUUGUCUGCGUGCGGACCAUCGCGUGCGAGGGAGAGGUGCGAUCUCUUAGCUUCACCCCGGACGGAAGGUUCAUCGCCAUCAGCAUGUCGGGCGUUGGCGUAGAAAUCGCGGAAGUCGAGACAGCGGCCUCCGCACACUCGUUACCCGGGGCGAAAUCUCAGGCCGUCGAGUUCCACCCGAAGCGGCCGCUACUGGCCGGGAUUGCCAGUCGCCCUAGCCGGGGGGACUUCGGUCUCCGCUUGUGGUCGUUCGUUUGCUGAACCGUGUUCAGAACCAACUGAGAUGGACCGUUUUAGUAUCAAGUCUAACGGGGGUUAGUUGGCGUCCAGAAUGGGUCUUGGCUUGUUUCGUAUUUGGACGGAACCGGGCCUCGGUUGGCGUCCAGGCCCGACCUGGAAAGGGUUCUGGUUUGCGUUGAAAACCUCUGGUAAAGGGCUGAUUCGCGAUUUUGUCAUUCUGCUCGCCAGCCCCCUUAAACGAUUGUUCGAGUCGGGGGUAUGAAUUGCUAAUGCAUUUCAUGCGGACUUGAGCAUGGAACGAGGC